AGAACAAGUUCUCUCUCUCUAUCUAUCUAUCUCUAUAUAUAUAAUAUGAAAAAACUCAACAUUAAAAGCAACAAAAAAGAGAAAGAAAUUAUGGGUAUUUGUGAACUUGAAGAAGAUAAGUUGUCCCAAAUGGUUAGAGAUUUUAUUGAAAUGGAUUGUGAAAAUUUUCAAGUUGAUGAACUUGUUGAUCAUAAUAAUCCUACUAAUACCUAUCUUUCCUUAAAGGAUAUUCUUGAAAAUGUUAGUGAUGGUGAAAAAGAGAUUCUUGGUAAAAUCUUGUUUUAUUUGAGAAACAAUAUGGAGCCUAAAAAGUUGAGACAAUGGAUUGUUAAUAGAUUAAGAAUGGAUGAGUAUGAAGCUUCUCUUUGUAAAACUUCUUGGAUUACCUCUUCUGGAAGUCCUUCAGCAUUUCAAUUUACAGGUGAUUAUGAAUAUAUUGAUGUGAUGAUGAAGGGAAUUAGCAAUGGAUCAGAAAGAGUGAGAUUAAUAGUGGAUAUUGAUUUUAGGUCUCAAUUUGAGUUAGCAAGGCCAACACAAGAAUAUCAAGAGCUUUUAAAUUCACUUCCAUCAAUCUUUGUGGGUACUGAGGACAAACUUAAUGGCAUUAUCUCUUUGCUUUGUUCAGCAGCCAAACAGUCCCUUAAAGAGAAAGGACUACAUGUUCCACCUUGGAGAAAAGCUAGCUAUAUGCACUCUAAAUGGCUAUCUCAUAAUUGCAAGAAAAUUGCUUUGUUUGCACCAACUUUGCAUAUUGUUUGGAGGACUAAUUUAACCUUUUUAGAAAAAACAAAAAAAGAGAACUAAUUAUUAAUGGUAGAAAGUUUUUUUUUUUUUUAAUCUUUUUACCUAUUUUGUGUUUUAAGAUAUGGUAUUGUAUAUUGUAAAACUUAAAAGGUCUAUUUUGCUCCUAACUUGUUAUGAUGAGGAUUAAAAGUGCUUGAAAUUUUUUGUUGGUGCACUUGUAAUCAUGUUUGAUACUCAUCAAUUAUUCUUUUGUUUAUA
Solanum pennellii is the source of this 1002-nucleotide messenger RNA. RefSeq lists its product as uncharacterized. The record is from RefSeq and is a predicted model, not a curated record. The coding region runs from base 46 to 804 and encodes 252 amino acids. Lineage: Eukaryota; Viridiplantae; Streptophyta; Magnoliopsida; Solanales; Solanaceae. The transcript is spliced from 3 exons.